CGCGACGCUUGAAGUAUGUUUCAUUAUCCAAAUUUUCCGGAAAUGAACGUGCGUUAAAGGUCUUAGAAGAAGAAGGGAGCUUUCCUAAAUUUUGUCUGCUUUCAUGAGUAAACUAAAUGAAAGUGUAAACAAUGGUUUCAUAAUGAGUAUUUCAAGACGUUACUUUCAUCAAACACUCAAGAAGUACAUUCCCAUAUUGACUUGGUUGCCUGGAUAUAGUUUACAAGAUCUUAAAGGAGACUUCAUUGCAGGUUUUACUGUUGGUCUAACAGUAGUUCCCCAAGGCUUAGCUCUUGCUCACUUAGCUAAUCUGCCUCCACAGUAUGGACUGUAUACUGCUUUCAUGGGAAGUUAUAUGUAUUCUAUAUUUGGUACAUGCAAAGAUUUAGUAAUAGGACCAACAUCAGUAAUGGCAUUAAUGACAGCAGAGUAUGCAAGCAUUGGAGGCCCUGUGUAUGCUUCUCUUCUUACAUUUUUUUGUGGGUGCUUCCAAAUUCUACUUGGAAUUCUUAAUCUAGGCUGCUUAAUGAAUUAUAUAUCAUCACCAGUUCUAAGUGGAUUCACAUCUGCAGCUGCUAUUAUUACUGCUACAACUCAGAUAAAGGGAAUAUUUGGCCUUAAGUAUCAAGCCCGUGGAUUUUUGAAUACAGUUUAUCAUUUUUUCUUGAACAUUUCAAAAACAAAUUUAUACGAUAUGACCAUGGGAAUAACAUCUGUUUUUAUGCUAUUACUUUUGAGAAAAUUUAAAGAUAAGAAGUGUACUACAUGCAUGUGGUUGUUAAAUUCACGAACUCUGCAAGCUGCUUGGUGGUCUAUUGCAACUGCUCGAAAUGCUCUUUUGGUAAUCAUAUGCUCAUUUCUUGCAUCGGUUUGUUUAUCCCUGGGGUUUGAUGUGCUUACCCUUACUCAACAUGUGGAUGCUGGCCUUCCACAUUUCCAGUUACCUAAAUUUUAUCUGAACUAUUUUGACCCUACACUGAAUAAAACUAUGUGCAAAACUUCUGUGGAAGUUUUUCAGGAUCUUGGUACUGGUGUGAUAGUUAUUCCUUUCUUAUCGCUUCUAGAAGCAGUUGCCAUUGCUAAAACUUUCACUAAGGGAAUAAAACUGCAAUCAAGUAGGGAGAUGAUUGCUUUAGGAAUGGGCAACUUAAUGGGUUCAUUUGUGUCUUCCUAUCCUGUAACAGGAAGUUUCUCUAGGUCUGUGAUAAAUAAUGCUAGUGGUGUAAGAACUCCUUUAGGUGGGAUAAUUUCAGGAACAUUUGUUCUACUUGCUUUGUGUGUAAUUGCACCAUUGUUUCAUUAUAUUCCAAAAUCAUGUCUUUCUGCAAUUAUAUUUUCUGCUGUGAUAUUUAUGAUCCAUUACGAAGAUGUGCCUGCAAUGUGGAAAACAAAUAAAGUGGAACUCAUUCCAUUUUUAACUACAUUCAUUUGUUCCUUUGCUUUGGGACUUGAAUAUGGCCUUUUAUUUGGUGUGGCAGUAGCACUUGCUAUAUUGCUAUACAAACAAAAUAAACCAAAUACCACUGUGUCUAUUAAAAAGAACGAUGAUGGAUAUACAUUUAUUCAUGUGUACCCUGAGAGCAGUAUAUAUUUUCCUUCCUCAGAUCGUUUUAAAGGAAUAGUGUCCAAAGCUUUGCUUAAUGUUCCAGACCGAUCCAAAUGUACAGUAAUUAUUCAUGGGAACAAUUUGAAGGAAAUAGAUUAUACUACAGCAAUGGGCAUUCAAAAUAUGGUUAAAAGCAUGAAGGCAGAAAGUACUGAAGUUAUUCUUUGGUUGACAGAUCCUGAAUGUAUUGAUGCACUGAGCUGCUUAGAAGAUUAUAUAUAUAUUUGUAAACAAGAUGAUGAACUGCAAGAUAUUUUGAACACUGCUGUUACUACAUAUAAUGAAGAUAGUUCUCCUGAAAAUGAAUCUGUUGAAAUUGCAAGUGCCGAAACAUUAUUAGCAAAAUCUGUAUCAAGUAAUGAUGUACAUUGUACAAUUUCAAAAGAUAAUGACUUUAAACAAAACUUACAUGCAGAUUCAAAUGUUGUUUCAUGCUAAAAUACUGGAAUGUAAUAUUUUUAAAUGCAUUUAUAUUACAUAUUUAUUGUAACAUUUUAACAGUGGAAUGUAUGGAUUCCAUGAUCUGUUUAAAUUUUCCUAGUUUAUUGUUGAAAUACUUACAUUGUUUAAACUGACACCUUAAGGAACUGAAAAUAUUUCAGUAUUACAGAGAUAUAUGUUUAAAUAUUUAUUUAUAUUUUUUAUAUAUUUGUAAAAUUGUGUGAAUUUUGUUUCAUUUGUUGUAUUAAAUUUGUGGAAUGAUUUUUAUCCAUUCAGAUCCUGAUUGUUAUAAAAAUUGUCGUCUUACAACUUCAUAAUGCUGUGAAAAAGUUACUGAGAAAUAUUUCUUCCUCUCUAUUUAUAGUCACAUUAUCAAUAGUUUGUAACAAGUACUACUUAAACUACUAAAAUUUAACAGUAGUUAAAUUGCAGUUAUCUAUUUUGAAUUGAUUUUAACAUAAAGCAACUAAAUGUAUUACAAGAAUGGUUAAAGAAUUAGUUGCGAUGAUUUUAUUGAGACUACUCUAAGUUGGUUAUUUUGUUUUAUGUACAAAAAUAUGUGUAAUUGUGAUUUUUGUCAAUUAUAGUUCUCUUUAUAUGCCUAGAAGUGUGUUCAAUAAGCAGCUAUGUAUGAAACUUGCCUGUUUUUUCUAAAUAAAGAACAAAUGAGCAUUGAA
Molecule: messenger RNA, 2724 nt
Organism: Stegodyphus dumicola
Lineage: Eukaryota; Metazoa; Arthropoda; Arachnida; Araneae; Eresidae
Product: sodium-independent sulfate anion transporter-like
Biological process (GO): transmembrane transport
Cellular component (GO): membrane
Source: RefSeq, a predicted model, not a curated record